Molecule: messenger RNA, 1299 nt
Organism: Saccostrea cuccullata (small rock oyster)
Lineage: Eukaryota; Metazoa; Mollusca; Bivalvia; Ostreida; Ostreidae
Exons: 1
Coding region: 1-1299 (432 amino acids)
Biological process (GO): regulation of translational initiation; GCN2-mediated signaling
Cellular component (GO): cytoplasm
Source: RefSeq, a predicted model, not a curated record
AUGUCUUCGAACGCUGGUAAAGCUAAAGCCAGUAAAGGUGGACGCGUAAACAACUCACGGAACAAAAGAACUGAAGAGAGUUCACCCGAGGAAUCGGCAGAAAGAUCAAUAGCUGAGGAAAAGGAAAAGGAAAAGGAAAAAGUUGAGUCUAUAGAAAAUGGUCUUAAAAAUGUACAGAAAACGUUGCAGGGUAUUAGUAAAAAGUUACCGAAAUAUGAACAUGUAGAGAGUGAAUUAACAAGGAUUACGUCAUUGAUCGAAGAUCAUGAAACUGGGCUAACAACUUCCUUGAAGUAUGUCGCAGAACAAUCUGAAAGCAACAGUGAUGAACUAUAUUUUGUGAGGUCAGAGAAUGCACACUUACGCAGAGAGCUUGACCUAAUGCGUGCUAUGAUGAUACAUAUGGACCGCAGAAUGCAGAACAUGGAGUCAGAAAUUACAGACUUGAGAUCGCGAUCAAUGCGUGACAAUAUUAUGAUUCAUAAUUUAGCAUACGCAUCGGAUGAAAAGCUAGAUCAACAGGUUCCUAAUAUGUUGAAGGAAUAUCUUGGGGUUGAGGUGAAGUUUGUCCGAAUAGACAGAAAUAGCGUAAGAGGAACGAUUAAUUCAAGGCCAGUAUCCAUCACUGGUAAAUUGGUGGACGGCAGGAAAAAGGAUGAACUUCUCCGCGCUCAAAAACAGAAAAAGGCAGAAAAUGUGGAACUACCAUUCUACAUUACAGCCGAAGAGCCAGCAUCAACUCUGGAGGAGCGUAAGCGUUUACACGAAAUUUCAGACUCCUUCAGAAAACAAAAUAUAAAAUGUAAAAUUGAAAAGGGGCGUGUGGUUAUGUCGAAUGGACAUCGAUAUGAGGACCCUAUUCCAAAGCUGGAAAUAGCAGAUGCGCUUAAGAUCGGUCCGGAGGAAACAGCGACUCUGGAUAAUGUGAACAUCGUAUACACAGAACCGACCAGGGUAAAGAAUUCCGAGAUUUUUGCCACGGGAAGAAAAAUUCAUGCGAUAGAGGAGGUGAAUGAGCUUCAUAAAAAAGUGAGCAUUGACCCUGUUUCGGCGGAGGCAGAUCAUCGCAUCUUAGUUUAUAGAUUCAUAGACAACUCAGGAAAGUUACAGGAAAGCUACUGGGAUGGAGGUGAACAUGGGGCAGGUCGCCGCCUGUUGAAGAACAUGCAAUCUAACGAAAUAGUUAACGUCGGAAUUGUGGUUACGAGAUGGAAUGGUCGUACCUUCCUUGGGCAGGAACGUUUUCGUAUUAUGGAAGAGCACGUCAGUGAUAUUGCAAAUCAAGUGGAUGUGGAUUAG